AUGCAUAAUAGACAAAGCAUUGGUGUUGCAUUUCCAACAAGACAACCUAUGAAAUUAUAUACAACUUUAUGGAAUGGAGACUCAUGGGCAACAAGAUGGGGACAAGUCAAAAUUGAUUGGUCAAAGGCUCCAUUCAUAGCAAGUUUUAGAAAUUUCAACGCCAACGCAUGCAUUCCACUUCCAAACUCAUCUAAUUGCCUUGAUUUCAAUAGUGGAAAAAAUAAAGGUCUUAAUGCUGAAAAAAGGAAGAAGCUUAAAGAGAUUCAUGCAAAAUGGGUUGUUUAUGAUUAUUGUCGUGAUUUUAGACGUUAUGCUCGUGGUCUUCCUUAUGAAUGCCGCAAGAAUAAUCGCUUAUUAGCUAUUGAAGAUGAAUAUUAG
Molecule: messenger RNA, 378 nt
Organism: Cicer arietinum (chickpea)
Lineage: Eukaryota; Viridiplantae; Streptophyta; Magnoliopsida; Fabales; Fabaceae
Product: probable xyloglucan endotransglucosylase/hydrolase protein 16
Biological process (GO): glucan metabolic process
Cellular component (GO): cell wall; apoplast
Molecular function (GO): hydrolase activity, hydrolyzing O-glycosyl compounds; xyloglucan:xyloglucosyl transferase activity
Source: RefSeq, a predicted model, not a curated record